Messenger RNA from Scylla paramamosain (green mud crab), 3708 nucleotides. RefSeq lists its product as uncharacterized. Lineage: Eukaryota; Metazoa; Arthropoda; Malacostraca; Decapoda; Portunidae. The transcript is spliced from 5 exons. The record is from RefSeq and is a predicted model, not a curated record. Bases 3239 to 3637 code for a protein of 132 amino acids.
CUUGUUAACUACCUGUCAUGAAUUAACGGUGCUGGUUUGGCUUGUUAACUACCUGUCAUGAAUCAUCUUUGGUAUGUGAUCUACACUUAAUAUUGCGAUCUGUGUGUUAUGAAUCUUUUGUAUGCAAUGUACACUUUAUAUUGUGAUCUACAACAAGAAAGGUUGUACUCAUCAAGAACAAGGAAAACACUUGUUCUGGUUUGGAGAGAAAAUGUCUGGUUAGAGUCUGACGCAGGAGUGGAAUGUCUGUUGUAGCGUCGAAGUUCCAAGAAGAGACCGUGAGACACUUCACCCAGUCAUUCAGAGAGAAGUCGCUGAAGGCUCAGUAAUCCAUUCCAAUGACUCGCCAGCUUACUCUAAUUUAAACCAACUCAAAUUUCAUCAUUUUUCCGUAAAUCAUCAUCAAUAUUACGGCGAUUCUAACAUCGGAGGUCGUACUCAAGGAACUGAAAGAUCCUGGCUUGAUGCGAAGAUUCGUAUAUUGAAAAUAAUGUGAGGCAUCGAUCAAAGAACAUUUCAGUCACCGAGACUACUUGUGUUGGCGGAUGAUGACAAAACAAGCUCCUGACGUCUAUGUAGCAUGUUUAGCCCAUGUACUGUACGUGCUGCUCAUCGCUACAAUAUGAAGACAAGAAAAAAAUAAUUACAUUUUCUCUCUAUGCUAUAUAUCAUUCCAGAAUAAAUAUUUGUACAGUGUAGAUACUUUUCCUUGUAGAUAAUAAGCCAAAGUACGGUGAAGAUAUUUUUUUCCCUGUAGAUAACAAGCAUAGCACCGAAUAAACAAUAUAGCACCGAAUUAACAAUAGAGUGAAGCUGGCUUUGAAAGUAGAUAAGACAAGAUAGAACUUGUGAUAUUUUAACUUCAAAAGGCAUCAUAGAACAUAAAUACAUAAGGGGGCAGUUAGCAGGCAAAAAAUUAUGGUGAGCUAACAGCCGCCAAACUGUGAGUGGCGGGUCAUGACGAGCAGGUAGGUGGUCUUCCUGCAGCAGGCAUUGGCAUACGUCAAGGAGAGGCUGUCCACGUGGGAGCAGGUCUCCCACAGCAGGACAGUGCAGGCAGUAGUGUUGCAGGUUACUGGAGUCAGGAGAGUGGCACAGGGACAGGAGGUAUAAUGAAGCUCGUCUGCCAAGCCCGCAACCUGCCACAGGGGUCGGUAGCAGAGUCUUAGCCGCGCCGACACCACACUGUGUUUUCGGACCCACAGGCCCCGACGGCGGUGCUCAAAGCGAUGAUGACGAAAUGCAUCAUGGUGCUGAAUGGUGACGCUGGCCGCCCGCUGGUCAUCCGUCCUGAUGCUGGUCGAGAGUAGAGAAGCUGCUCGGAUCCUGGACUUGAGGCACUGGAGGGAGGGGCUGGGGCCAGCGUGAGGGGCAGGCAGUCCUCAUGCAGCUUUAGCCAGGCGAUCCACGGCGUCACCAUGAGACAGCGAGACACGUGAGGGAUCCACACAAACUUGAUAUCUAGUGACCAGUCAUGAGCCAGAGCCAGGCCUGUCAAGAUCCUGUUCACCAGGUGACGAGGGGCAGGGUUCGAAGAUGUAAGGGCAUGAAGGGCUGCCUGUGAGUCACAUAUAAUAACCCCGUUUAGGCUGCCCUGACAGAGGGGACACAGCAUCCAAGAUGCCGUGUAGCUCACAGAACGUGGAACUGGAGCGAGUCGGCAGCCGACGCCCAACCCAGCCCACUUCUGGUGGUUCCGUGCCAGGGGAGAAAACUGCACCUCCCGCUGUGCCGUCCAUCUGCACAGACAGACCCAUCCGUGUAUGUGGUGCGGCGAAUCGAUGGUGGAGACUGUCGCUAUGGCGUCCAUUGCUAGGUGUUUCUGCAGGACCGGAGAGAGAGAGAGAGAGAGAGAGAGAGAGAGGGCGGGGAUAAGAACAGGAUGGGGGCAGGGGGAGGGAGACGGGAGUGGGGAGAGAGAGAGAGGUGGCUGAGUGAUACACGUCCUGACUGUCCUGCAAAACUAUACCUGCCCGAAUGUCUACUUCGCUCCUGCUGACUUCCCUUUCACUCGUCUCUCCACACAGUCCCGGCACCACCACCACCAUCCACUCUCUUCCUGCCUCCACUCUGACAUCCCCCGUCCCCCCGUCCCCUCAGCAUUAUUCGGGCACUCAGGAGGUUUGUAAUGACAUCAGCGUUUUCAUCCAAGGGUUACGUUAUGUCUGGAUUAAUGCAGUUCAUUAAAUCCAUUGCUAAUCCCUUCAUUGUUUAGAUUGCGGAAUAAAAGAAAGUUUUUGCCCAGAAAUGAACAGUCGCUGUCUUAAGAUGAUCAGGUUGAGGUUAUUUCCACAAAACCCUAGAGGUGGCGUGACCAUUCUGACACAAGCUUGGCCGCGCGCGCGCACACACGCCUUGCCUGCACUGGACCGAGUCACUGCAAACUUCCGCUUUCAGAAACGCUUAGCUCUCUCAACACGACUGUUUUCCGAGGCCACAGAGAUGACUAGUCGGGUUCUCAAGAGUGUUUCUCCUGUUAACAAUGAAGAAAUCUUGUUGAUCUGUCUCUGGAACUCUAAAAACUCCUUUAAAAACGCUAUUUUCCACUAUUUUUCAAUGCCAGAGAUGAUUACCCUGGCUUUCUCCGGUUAACAAUGUAUAUAUCUUUUUUUUUAAUCUGCCACUAGAACUAAAACAUCUGUAAAACCCGUGUCACUUCAACUAAAUCCUGAUGAAUAUAACAGAGAUGGGGUUUCAGAACAAGGUGGCGUGCGUAUUAGUCCCUGGAGCCACGCCCGUUCCCACACCUCGAUGCUUCCCUGUCUUAUGUUUAGGCAAGAGUUGUACAGGUCCCGUGCUUGGCGUGGGCAAUGGGGAGUAUCGGCCCAGUGAAGCGAAGGUAUGUUAAAAAAACGCGCCAAAAGUUCGAAGCACGACUUGAUCCCCUGAGCAUUCCACCUCGUGUUUCGCGUCGUCCCGUCACUUGUCCUGGUGCUGCGAGUGCUGUGCGUGCCUCGGUGGUGCUGCGAGUGCUGUGCGUGCCUCGGUGGUGCUGCGUGCACCCACAUUGCCAUCAAGGCCCCAGGUGUGGACGAGGCCCUUUACUUUAACCAGAAAAGGUAUCACUCCCUCUCAACAUCCAACUUGUUUGUGAUGCGAAUGGAGUGAUCCUCAGCUACUGCUCCAGACUCCCAGGUGCCUGCACUCUUAUGGAGGUAGCUUGCAGUACAGACCCAUCAAGUGUGUGAAAAUAAUUAAUGCUUGCCUGCUCCUACACAACCACUGCAUCAAGUUCCUGAUGACCUACCAUCUCUUGAGGAUGAAGCAGUGCCCCAUGCUGGUGCCGACCCUGCUGUGCUGCAGAGGGGUCUACGUGCUCCAGGCAGAAUUGUGCAGCAAGAAAUCAUACAAAACUUCUUCCAGCAAUGAAAUUGUCAAAGUGCCUGGGACAUGUUUUGUACAGCCAGCCCCUGCUCCUGCUGCACCAUCACCAGCUCGCCCAUGCUCAGAUGAAUCUGCUGUUGGGUUUCCUGCGCUUGAGAGAGAACUUCCAAGUCUGAGUGGCCACCUGCAAUACAGUUUAGAAGCAAACACGACUUUACACCACAAGUUACAAAAUAAGUGGUAUUUUAGAUAUCGUCAUGCUAUCUUGUUGUGUCCCUUUACCUCAUUUGCUCCUUGGACCUUUCUGCUAUAGUGUACACAGGGUGGUGGUAUGACACACUCAUGGAAUCACCAAUUUAAAAAUAUAAUGGCCACCUGAGAGAA